AUGGAGACACAAACUGAUCCUCCAGCAAAAGAUGAAAGCAAUACCCUCACCGACGGACUACAAAUUGUGAAGUCAGUUGGUCAGACAUUUGGAACCUCCAUGUCUGAAUUUAGACCAACAAAUCCAGGGAGCGGUGCUCCAGUGGUGGCCGGGCAGAGUUGCAGUGGUGGUAGUAGAGCUGCAUCAGUCGGGUGGAGAUUUCCCAAUAGCUGGGUGUGGGCGGCGGAGGAGGAGUUCGGGCCAGGCGGAGCCAAGGUGGCCAGCGACAAAGGAGGCCAAGCCGGGCGGAGUUGGGCUGGCGGUGGGCCACAAGCGGCGAGGGCCAUAGGGAGCGGAGGUCAGGGGCCAUUGGGGCAAUGGGCGGGAGUGGAGUGGGGGCUGCUAAAGCAACCGGCGACGGUGGCGACGCGUUGCGACGAGCGGCAGGGGAAGCGCUGCGGGGGCCGAGGCCGGCAGGAGGCCGGGGGCCAGAGACCGGGCCGCUGGGGGUCGGAGGAAGCCGAAGGUCGAGGAGCCGGGGGUCGCCAGGGGCUAGUAGGGAGCCAUGGGGGCUGGAAAAGAUAG
Cryptomeria japonica (Japanese cedar) is the source of this 564-nucleotide messenger RNA. RefSeq lists its product as uncharacterized. The transcript has 2 exons. The coding region runs from base 1 to 564 and encodes 187 amino acids. NCBI's taxonomy places the organism in Eukaryota, Viridiplantae, Streptophyta, Pinopsida, Cupressales, Cupressaceae. The record is from RefSeq and is a predicted model, not a curated record.